Messenger RNA from Macadamia integrifolia, 1406 nucleotides. RefSeq names its product 25.3 kDa vesicle transport protein-like. Gene Ontology annotation, biological process: retrograde vesicle-mediated transport, Golgi to endoplasmic reticulum; vesicle fusion with Golgi apparatus; endoplasmic reticulum to Golgi vesicle-mediated transport. Gene Ontology annotation, cellular component: ER to Golgi transport vesicle membrane; endoplasmic reticulum membrane; SNARE complex. Lineage: Eukaryota; Viridiplantae; Streptophyta; Magnoliopsida; Proteales; Proteaceae. Gene Ontology annotation, molecular function: SNAP receptor activity. The record is from RefSeq and is a predicted model, not a curated record. The transcript has 7 exons. The coding region runs from base 369 to 1025 and encodes 218 amino acids.
UCCGCUGUAACGUUUGUCUGCUUAGGCCCAAUUAAUUUCUGGCGGUUCCGACUCUGAUCUCCCCGGCAAACUACUUUCUUUUGAGCAGAUCUCUCUCUCUCCCCCUCCUGAGAAGCGUUUGAAAAUGAGGGCUUAAUUGGGAAAUUGGGAAUGAGGGCUUCUGUGGUCAGUCGGUGUUUCAUUGGGUGGAUGAAGAGCUAUGAAUAAUCUGAUUACAUUUACGAUCUCAUACACGCAUCUAAUUUAGGUUUUGAUGAUCUGUUUCACAUUUGAGAUAUUAGAGUUGCAUUUUACCAAGUUUUUGGCACUUGGCCUGUGACAGUUUGAAGUUGAUACAGCCUGGGAGAGAUAUUCACACUACAGUAAAGAUGGUGAAGCUGACAAUGAUAGCUCGUGUUACUGAUGGUCUUCCCCUGGCAGAAGGACUUGAUGAUGGCCGUGAUGUAAGAGACACUGAAUUCUACAAGCAGCAGGCCAAGGCUUUGUUCAAGAAUCUGUCAAAGGGCCAGAGUGAGGCUUCAAGAAUGUCUAUUGAAACUGGUCCUUAUGUUUUUCACUAUAUUAUUGAAGGCCAUGUAUGUUAUUUGACAAUGUGUGAUCGGGCGUAUCCAAAGAAACUUGCAUUUCAAUAUUUAGAAGACCUCAAAAAUGAAUUUGAGAAAGUCAAUGGGAAUCAAAUUGACACUGCUGCCAGACCGUAUGCCUUUAUUAAAUUUGAUACAUUCAUACAGAAGACCAAGAAAUUAUAUUUGGAUACACGUACUCAGAGGAAUCUUUCAAAGUUGAAUGAUGAACUAUAUGAAGUACACCAAAUAAUGACUCGAAACGUACAGGAAGUUCUUGGUGUUGGUGAAAAAUUGGACCAGGUUAGUCAAUUGUCAAGCCGGCUUACCUCUGAAUCUCGCAUCUAUGCUGAUAAGGCAAGAGAUCUAAAUCGACAGGCUUUGAUUCGGAAGUGGGCUCCUGUUGCCAUCGUGAUUGGAGUUGUUAUCCUUCUAUUUUGGGUCAGAAAGAAGAUCUGGUGAUUGCACCUCUUAAGGAAUUUCAGGUAGUUCCUGCUCAGACUUGCCCGAUUUUGGUUAUUCACAUGGUUUGGCGGGUAUCGUUGACAUUGCCAUCAAGAGGCUACAGAAUGGGUCUCACCCAUAUCGGACACUUCCAUCGUGUUACCAAGUCCUAUGCAAGCCUUUGCUCAUGAAAGAACCCGUGGAUGUGAGGACUAAGAAGUUUUGCAGGUGGGAAAUUGAACUGAAAACAGUUAAGUGAAUUGAUUAAUUCUUUCAAAAUUAGUGAAAAGCAAAAUUAUUGGUAGUUUACUAUGUUGAUACAAAAUCUAAUGAGGGUUCUUCAAAAAUAAUCUUGUAGAAGUUUUAUUUACAUUGGCUUAUUACCAAUUGUCAUGGCAA